Phycodurus eques (leafy seadragon) is the source of this 2051-nucleotide messenger RNA. RefSeq names its product nucleolin-like. The transcript has 12 exons. Gene Ontology annotation, molecular function: RNA binding. The record is from RefSeq and is a predicted model, not a curated record. NCBI's taxonomy places the organism in Eukaryota, Metazoa, Chordata, Actinopteri, Syngnathiformes, Syngnathidae. Bases 82 to 1413 code for a protein of 443 amino acids.
GGGCACCCGUAUGCGUCAUGGGCAUGCGUAGUAUGAAACAUUAGCUAGCGCGCACGUGUGUCACCGACUUGCUGUAUAAAAAUGGUGAAGGGCACAAGAUCUAAAAAGACACCAAGUAAGGUUCUGAAGAAUGACGAUGAAGACACUAACGUCACAAUAAAAGGCAAGCACAAAGCGGAAUCUACGGGAGAAACCUCACCGUCCAAGAAAACUAAACUCAUCAAUGAUGGCUAUUGUGUGUUUGUUGGCAACUUAAACGACUCCAAAACAUUUGAAGAAGUCAAUAGUUCAUUAGAAAACUACUUCAUGACACAAAGUCUUCUUGUACAAGACAUCAGAUUAGCUCCAUCCAGAAAACACGCAUUUAUUGAUUUGGCCUCUGAGUUCGAUGUGACUAAAGCCUUGUCGCUGGAUGGAGAGAUGAUUCUUGGUCAGCCAGUGACUAUCGCUAAACCAAAGGUCAAAACGGUGGAUUAUGUGAAAACGAAGGUGAAGGCUCCAAAGCUGGACAAGAAAGGUAAAGAUGCAAGAUGCUUGUUUUUGAAGAAUGUCCCAUAUAACGCAACAAGGAGAGACAUCCGGGAGAUUUUUCCUAAAGCAAUUAAAAUCAGGUUUCCUGGUGAGGCUGAGAACCCAGACAGAGGUAUUGCCUUUUUGGAGUUUAAAAAUGAAAGAGUUGCUAGUAAAAUGAGGGAAUUCAAACAAGGAGCCAAGAUCCAAGACAGGCUUCUCAUUAUUGACUCUGUCGGAGUGGGCAGCAGCUUCAAAAAUGCCGACAAAAAAACAACCAAUGAAGUUUGUCCAAACACCACACUCUUUGUAAGCAACCUUCCUUUCAAAGUCAAGGAAGAUGACAUUAAAAAAGUAUUUAAGAACGCUGUCACUAUUGCUAUACCAAACAAGGAUGGCAAAGCUAAAGGAUAUGCUUUUGUGGAGUUUGCCACUGUGGCAGAUGCUCAACAAGCCCUAAAUGCCACCAAAAAUGUGAACGUCCGAAAGAGGCGGAUGAGAGUCGAAUUCUGUGAAAUGAGAGAAAGGCCAGAGACUGGAAGAGUGGAGUCAAAAACACUGAUUGUAUGGGGACUUGGGGAGAAGACAACUGCAGAGAUUCUUCAAGGUGCUUUUGAGGGGUGUCUCUGUGCAAGAGUUGCCACAGAUAAAGAGACAGGAGAGUCAAAAGGGUUCGGUUUUGUGGAGUAUGAGAGUGAAGAAAUGUGUGCAGCUGCCAAAGAGGCCAUGGAGGACAGCGAGAUCAAUGGAAGCAAAGUCAGCGUGUAUUAUGCACGAUCCAAAGUGAAAAGAGGUCAUCCAGGUGGGCUGGGUGCCAGCAGAUUGGGAGCAAACAGAGCAGGACAAGAAUGUGGAGCUGACAGGACGCAAUGUGAUGUUAAAGCGGAAAAGGAAGUGGAGUAAAUAACAGGAAUGGAAAAUCAGUCGUGUGGAUAUUUGACGCUCAAAUCACCUAUAUGGUCUUCCAAGUCUUUUUUUUUUUUUUUUUUUUGUCUUUAUUUGAAUACCUUUUUGUUUGAAUAACCUGUAACAAUGUUGUAAUGUUUUAAAAACGUUGUACUGUAACUGUCAUAAUUACUGUGUGUAUAAGUAGUUAUAGUUUUUUUAAACCCCACACACACACACACGCACAAAUGUUCACGUCUAAUGGGAACAUCAUUCUUUAUAAAAGUUCCCGAAUGAAAAUACAAAUGUCUAAAAAAAUAGCUGCAGAUUUACAGAAACAUACGAAAUAUAAAUUUUUCUUGGCACGUGAAUUUGUUUUGAUGCCCACUUGUUGUUAGGUAGACUACAUGGGUCACAAGUCUUACUCAAGUAAAAGAAAUUCUGUACAACUCAAUAUGACUCGACAGUGUUUCUCUUGAACAAGCCAUAUUACUGGUAAAUCUAAAAAAAACAUACUCUAUAUAAUAAAAAGAUAAUGAACAAACAAGCUGCCCAAUUUGUUCGUAUUCUAACAUUGCCACUGGUUAACUGGAUGUUCUGACCAAUUUUAAUGUAAGGAAAUGUCUUGUGCGAACAAAUAUAUUUUGAAAAACAAA